ACCCGGGCACGGAGCGGAGCGGGGCGAGCGCCCGCGGGAGAGGAUGGUUCCGCCGCCGGGCCCGCUGGCCGUGCUGGACCCCACAGGACAGUUUGCAAAAAGGAAGAAGACUUCACUUUGGUUCACAGUCGCACUGCUGGUGGUGUCUGUUUUCAUACUGACCAUAGGGCUGGCAGCUACCACACGAACAGAAAAUGUUACUGUGGGAGGCUACUACCCAGGCAUUGUUCUUGGCUUUGGAUCUUUCCUAGGGAUUGUUGGCAUCUACCUGGUAGAAAACAGAAGACAAAUACUGGUGGCCUCCAUUGUGUUUAUCAGCUUUGGUGUUGUGGCAGCCUUCUGUUGUGCAAUAGUUGAUGGAGUGUUUGCAGCACGACACAUAGAACCCAGACCUCUGUAUAACAAAAGAUGCCAGUUCUAUUCAAGUGGAAUAGGAUUCCUGUAUGAUGCCUACCAGACUGAGGUUACGUGUCAUACCUUAAACAGCAAGUGCCAGCUGAAAGUGAAGAGUAACACAUGCUAUUGCUGUGAUCUGUACAACUGUGAGAACUCAGACCAGUCCUCCAGCUACUAUGAAUUCCUUGGUGUGAGCAGCUGUCAAGAUGUGCUUCACCUGUACAGACUGUUGUGGUCCUCCACAGUCCUCAACAUCAUCGGCUUGUUUCUGGGGAUUAUCACAGCAGCCAUUCUUGGGGCAUUUAAAGACAUGGUACCUCUGUCCCAAAUUGCUUUCAGUGCUGCACCUCCUCCUCAGAUCCUGUACAACCCUGCCCAGCAGAUCCUGACAUACGCCGGGUUCUGUCCUUCAGCAGCAACCAUUUCUACAUACCCAUCCUACCCACUGCCCCUUCAGCCUGCCGGCAAUUUUCCAGGAACAUCAUCUACUGACAUUUCUUUAUCAGAAGAAACUCAGCCUCCAUCUCAGUCCAGCUCCAGCUAUGGUCUUCCCCCGAAUGCUCCAGCCCUCUAUACACCAACUUACUGCUUGCCUGGAGAAAAGCCUCCACCAUAUGCACCCUAGAGCAAAGAAUUUAUUUUAGUAGCUGGCAGGCUUUAUUUUGUUUUACAGAAACCUCUGGAAACUGCACUGUUCAGGCACUAGACUUCCCAAAGGAGCCCAGCAGAGAGUGUGUUACUGCCACUCCAGUUUUACCCACAUCUCCCUGUGAGCUGGGCAGAGCCCUGGAACUGUAGGGACAGUCAUAUCACCACUCACUUUGCCUGCAGUCAGAUGUAGUAGAACUUUCUGGCUACUGUAAGCAUUUCCUUCAAGAGGAAAAAUGAAGAAAACACUCUGGAUAUGUGUUCUGCUUUCUUAACCAAUAUCAAGGGAUUUUAGCCUGUUGUCUGAGUGGGUAGCCAGGAGCUCUCAGAGUCAAUCAUUUUGGGUAGCAAGAGUUUGUUUGCUUGUAGUGUUUAAUAACUCUUCUGGUGAAAGUGUUGUACCAAUAAAGUGUGGCAAUUAUUUUA
This is a messenger RNA of Catharus ustulatus (Swainson's thrush), 1470 nucleotides long. It is a transcript of the gene TMEM255B, whose product is annotated as transmembrane protein 255B. The coding region runs from base 44 to 1021 and encodes 325 amino acids. The transcript has 9 exons. Lineage: Eukaryota; Metazoa; Chordata; Aves; Passeriformes; Turdidae. The record is from RefSeq and is a predicted model, not a curated record.